Messenger RNA from Effrenium voratum, 783 nucleotides. The record is from the annotation of a GenBank genome assembly. Lineage: Eukaryota; Dinophyceae; Suessiales; Symbiodiniaceae.
CUUGCUUAUCACGCAACAACCUGCCGCCGCAUUGGAUGACCUCGCUGCUUCACAUUUUGUGCGAUGCAGAGGAGCCCGGAGCCUGGAACGGAGACAGGCGCCUGCAGAAGUACAACUGCACUGGUCGCCAAAGAGCCAGGAGUUAGGACGCUUCAAACAGGCGGCAUCGAUGAGAAUGGCUGGUACUCCAAGAAUGGGGCGCUUGUCCAGCGAUCACAGGAGACACCUGAGCAUUUGCCCUUCGGCCAGGUUUCUGCUACUCAACAAGGUUUCAUGGACCACGUGCAAGCUGGCCGCGUGGAUCGCGUUGAGGACCUGCUGGAGUUUCAUCGAGACAAGAUUGAGAUUGAUUUCCAAGAUGCCUUGGGGCAGACCCCCUUGAUGCUUGCCACUUUGGCUGGAAGCAUCGACAUGGUGGAGAUAUUGCUUGAGGCCCGGGCUGAUCCUCAUAUACGAGAGCGGACAGAGAUGGCCUAUACGCCGCUGGAGGCCGCGCAGGUGAUCAUGGAGGACGAGGAUCCUGACUUCGAGGAGUUGGUGCAACUUCUCAGCCGGGCGUCGGGGCAUGAAAGCUUGCCGUCAAAGCGAAGCGACCACGGAUACGAGUUCCGCCGCUAACGCUCAAAGACUCAAAGGCAGAAGGAGGGGGGACUGGUCAUGAGCUUGCGGAGCACCUGAGCUGAGCACCAGCUGAGCCAUGCGUCGGCUCGCAGGAAGGCCGGGGCGACCUCGAGAUGACAGGGCACUGCCCGUGACACCGCGCGCCCUGCGUAUUGGCUUAGC